Phacochoerus africanus (Common warthog) is the source of this 693-nucleotide messenger RNA. RefSeq names its product S100 calcium binding protein A9 (gene S100A9). The record is from RefSeq and is a predicted model, not a curated record. Lineage: Eukaryota; Metazoa; Chordata; Mammalia; Artiodactyla; Suidae. Gene Ontology annotation, molecular function: calcium ion binding. Bases 13 to 579 code for a protein of 188 amino acids. The transcript has 3 exons. Gene Ontology annotation, cellular component: extracellular exosome; nucleus; cytoplasm. Gene Ontology annotation, biological process: regulation of integrin biosynthetic process; neutrophil aggregation; autocrine signaling.
AGAGCCCUAUAAAUGCUGGGCCUGCUCCUUGCUGUCCAACCCCUCUGUGUGGCUCCUGGGCUUGGUGAUAGGAGGUGUCGGGGAAGCUCUCCUUCUGAACGUGCAAACCCUUGCUUCUCCAUUGCUCAGACAGAGUGCAGGAAGAUGGCGGACCAAAUGUCGCAGAUGGAAUGCAGCAUAGAAACCAUUAUCAACAUCUUCCACCAGUACUCGGUGCGGCUGGGGAACCGGGACACCCUGAACCAGAAAGAAUUCAAACAGCUGGUGAAAAAAGAGCUGCCAAACUUUCUCAAGAAGCAGAAGAGGGAUGAGAAAGCCAUAAACCACAUCCUGGAAGACCUGGACACUAAUGUGGACAAGCAGCUGAGCUUCGAGGAGUUCUCCAUGCUGGUGGCCAAGCUGACGGUAGCUUCUCACGAGGAGAUGCACAAGACCGCCCCCCCGGGAGAAGGCCACCACCACGGGCCAGGCUUCGGGAGCAGCAGCUCAGGCCCAUGUGCCGGCCAGGAGACCCAAACCCCCGGGGGCCACGGCCACGGCCACAGCCAUGGCGGUCACGGCCAUGGCCACAGCCACUAAUCAGGAGGCCAAGCCAUGCACCCCUGUCCACCUCGGGGCACGAGGCUGCCGUGCCGCACUGCCUUCGCUGCAGGGCAGGGGGCUGGGGGCGAAAUAAAGUCUCCCUCUGAGCCA